AUGGAGGGGCUCAUCCCGCUCGUCAACCGGCUGCAGGAUGCCUUCGCGGCGCUGGGCCAGAGCUGCCUCCUGGACCUGCCGCAGAUCGCGGUGGUGGGCGGGCAGAGCGCCGGCAAGAGCUCCGUGCUGGAGAACUGCGUUUCCAGGGAUUUUCUUCCACGAGGUUCUGGAAUUGUAACAAGACGACCAUUGGUCCUGCAACUCAUCACUGCCAAAACAGAGUAUGCUGAAUUUCUACACUGCAAAGGGAGGAAAUUUACAGAUUUUGAUGAGGUUCGUCAGGAGAUUGAAGUUGAGACAGAUAGAAUAACAGGAGUGAACAAAGGCAUCUCGUCAAUUCCUAUUAAUUUAAGAAUAUAUUCUCCACAUGUGUUAAGCCUGACUCUUAUCGAUUUGCCGGGAAUCACUAAGGUGCCGGUAGGGGAUCAGCCUCCCGAUAUUGAGCAACAAAUCAGAGAGAUGAUCAUGCAGUUCAUCUCUCGAGAAAACUGCCUGAUACUGGCUGUGACUCCAGCUAACACUGAUCUGGCCAACUCGGAUGCGCUCAAGUUAGCUAAGGAAGUGGACCCUCAAGGCCUUAGGACCAUUGGUGUGAUCACAAAAUUGGAUCUGAUGGAUGAAGGAACAGAUGCAAGAGAAAUUCUUGAAAACAAACUACUCCCUCUUCGUAGAGGUUACAUUGGUGUUGUAAACAGAAGCCAGAAAGACAUUGAUGGGAAGAAAGACAUAAAGGCGGCUCUUCUAGCAGAACGGAAAUUCUUUCUUUCCCACCCAGCUUAUAGGCACAUGGCAGAUCGGAUGGGAACACCAUAUCUCCAGAAAGUUCUAAACCAGCAACUUACCAAUCAUAUUCGGGAUACCUUGCCAGCCUUCAGGAGCAAACUCCAGAGCCAGCUGCUUUCUAUAGAACAUGAAGUAGAGGUAUACAAAAACUUCAGACCAGAAGAUCCAACCAGAAAAACAAAAGCCCUGUUGCAGAUGGUACAGCAGUUUUCAGUGGACUUUGAAAAAAGGAUUGAAGGAUCAGGAGACCAGGUUGAUACUCUAGAACUUUCAGGAGGUGCCAAAAUCAAUCGUAUUUUCCAUGAACGUUUUCCUUUUGAACUGGUGAAGAUGGAAUUCAAUGAGAAGGAACUACGGAGAGAAAUAAGUUAUGCCAUCAAGAACAUACAUGGUAUCAGAACAGGUUUGUUUACUCCAGAUAUGGCGUUUGAAGCCAUUGUUAAAAAACAGAUAGUCAAGCUGAAGGGACCUUGCUUAAAAAGUGUGGAUCUGGUGAUGCAAGAGUUAAUCAACACUGUCAAGAAAUGCACUAAAAAGCUGGCAACAUAUCCAAGGUUGUGUGAGGAAACAGAAAGAAUUGUUGCUGGCUACAUUCGUGAAAGAGAAGAGAAGACCAAGGAUCAGGUGCUACUGUUGAUUGAUAUCCAGGUUUCUUACAUCAACACCAACCAUGAAGACUUCAUUGGCUUUGCAAAUGCCCAACAAAGAAGCAGUCAGGUUAACAAAAGUGCAGUGGGAAAUCAGGGAACCAAUCUACCGCCUUCAAGGCAAAUUGUCAUCCGGAAGGGUUGGCUGACCAUCAACAAUAUUGGCAUCAUGAAAGGAGGAUCCAAGGAGUACUGGUUCGUUCUAACUGCAGAAAGCUUGUCCUGGUAUAAAGAUGAUGAGGAAAAGGAGAAGAAGUAUAUGCUUCCUUUGGACAACUUGAAAGUGCGAGAUGUUGAGAAGAGCUUCAUGUCUAGCAAACAUAUCUUUGCAUUGUUUAACACAGAGCAGAGGAAUGUUUACAAGGAUUACCGUUUCCUUGAGCUAGCCUGCGACUCUCAAGAGGAGGUGGAUAGCUGGAAGGCAUCUCUGCUACGAGCUGGUGUCUAUCCUGAUAAAUCUUCAGGGAGCAACAGAACUGAAAACGAUGAGAAUGGCCAAGCAGACAACUUUUCAAUGGACCCCCAGCUGGAGAGACAGGUGGAGACAAUUCGAAAUCUUGUGGACUCCUACAUGUCGAUUAUCAACAAAUGUAUCCGAGAUUUGAUACCCAAAACAAUCAUGCAUCUUAUGAUCAAUAAUGUAAAAGAAUUUAUCAACGCAGAGCUACUGGCUCACCUGUAUUCUUCUGAGGACCAAAACACUCUAAUGGAGGAGUCGGCUGAACAGGCCCAGAGGCGAGAUGAAAUGCUGCGCAUGUACCAGGCACUGAAGGAAGCCCUGGCAAUCAUUGGUGAUAUCAGCACUAGCACUGUCUCAACUCCUGCACCUCCACCUGUAGAUGACUCUUGGCUUCAGCAGGCACGCAGAUCACCUCCUCCAAGUCCGUCAACUCCACGGAGGCCUACAUUAAACAAUCCCCCAACCAGACCUUUAUCUGGCCGAGGACCCGCUCCUGCUAUCCCAUCUCCAGGCCCUCAGUCGGGGGCUCCUCCAGUCCCGUUCCGCCCAGGACCACUGCCUCCAUUUCCGAGUGGUGGUGAAGCCCUUGGAGGACCUCCCCAGGUUCCCUCUCGGCCUACCCGGGCUCCUCCCGGCGUCCCAAGUCGAAGACCACCCCCUUCACCUACUCGACCCACUGUAAUUCGUCCAUUAGAUUCAUCCCUGUUAGACUAAAAGAAGCUUCUGGCAUGUAAUUCAUUGUUAACCAAAUAUGUGGAAACAAAUUGCUUGAUAACUGUUGCA
This is a messenger RNA of Colius striatus (speckled mousebird), 2673 nucleotides long. RefSeq names its product dynamin 3 (gene DNM3). Lineage: Eukaryota; Metazoa; Chordata; Aves; Coliiformes; Coliidae. The record is from RefSeq and is a predicted model, not a curated record. Gene Ontology annotation, cellular component: cytoplasm; microtubule; membrane. Gene Ontology annotation, molecular function: GTPase activity; GTP binding; microtubule binding. The coding region runs from base 1 to 2604 and encodes 867 amino acids. The transcript has 22 exons.